Messenger RNA from Hippocampus comes (tiger tail seahorse), 6131 nucleotides. RefSeq names its product protocadherin alpha-C2-like. Lineage: Eukaryota; Metazoa; Chordata; Actinopteri; Syngnathiformes; Syngnathidae. Gene Ontology annotation, molecular function: calcium ion binding. The coding region runs from base 1004 to 3976 and encodes 990 amino acids. The record is from RefSeq and is a predicted model, not a curated record. Gene Ontology annotation, cellular component: plasma membrane. Gene Ontology annotation, biological process: homophilic cell-cell adhesion. The transcript is spliced from 4 exons.
UACAACCAUGAAAUAGCCACAUUGUUAUCAGAUUUUCUGUCUGUAUCGCUUGUGUGGCUUGCACUUGAUGUUGUGGCCAGUGUGUGGGGGUCCGUUACUUUCAGUUAAAUUUGGACAUGAUAUAUUUUCAUUUGGGAGACCUGGUUGUUGACAGAUAUGAACCUGACCUCCCAAUGAUUUGAAAUAAUCUCCACUUUAGUUAUUUAGGUAAUGUGCUAGCAAAUUGGUAGUUAAUAAAACGAUGCAGGAUAGAAAGCAUGAAAUUUGGGGUGGGGGAAGAGACCAUAUGUUUAAUUCGUUAUCACCCAGAAUGUAUCCUUCUAUUUUUUGUUUACCUUUAUGCAUGCUGUUUUUCUUGCCUUUCCAGUUUUCAUAACGUGCUCCUCUCGGUUAUAAAUAAAGGUCGUUAUGGUGUGCUUGAAUAACAGCAGAAGCCUGGUCGCUUGACUUGCUCAUAAAUUGGUUUUCCCGGUGCAUGCAUUGGAAAGGGCGGUGGCGCUGACAAAAAAAAAAAAAAAAAAAAAGAGACGGAAACGAUUUUUGUCGGAUGCAUUUCACAAUAGUCAGCCGCAGAUGGAAAUUGGCUGCUCCCGAAUGACCUUGAAUGAUAGAUAUGUCAGUAAAAAUGAACCCUUUCGACGAUUAGGUGUAUUUAUUCUUCAUUAGAUAAUUUUAUCAGAGCUGAAAUGAAAGCUGCAUCGUUUGAGCAAGCCCCCUCCCUCCCUUUUGCCCACACAUCAACACCACAGCACAGGGAAGAGCGGGAGGAGGAGAGAAAUCAGUCUUGCUCGGAGGGCAAACAUUUUUAUCCACAACAACGCAAACAUGGACACACAGGGAGAAAAGAAAGCGGAAUGGGCACCAGCGAGGUAGCAGGCGGCGUUCUGCACGUAGUCAUGCAGACCAUUUUCUUGCUGUCAGCGUGGCGGAAGAUACGCAUCUGAUUUUAUAAAGACAGAUUUAUUUAUUUAAUUUUUUUGGAUGCACAUACUGCCUCCCUGCGAUGGCAGCAACAGCACGUUACGGAUUAUGUGUAAUUAUUUUAAUAUAUGGUGGCUGUACGAGGGGGCAGAUUCACUACUCCAUUCCGGAGGAACUGGAGAACGGCGCACAGGUGGGUGAUAUUGCCCGUGAUUUGAGUGUGGACCUCAGGAAACUUAUCACCCGUCGCAUCCGUGUGACCCCUGAAAGUGGACGGAGAUAUUUCAACGUUAAUCACAAAAGUGGGAAGUUGGUGGUGAGUGACCGUAUAGACCGAGAGAGCCUGUGUAAAGUUGAUGGCACCUGUAUACUCAGCCUUGAGGUGAUUUUGGACCACCCCGUGGAAGUGCACAAGGUCGAGGUGGACAUUCUGGACGUUAACGAUAACGCACCGAGCUUCCCACAUUUGGAGUAUCUGCUCGAAGUGUCAGAAUCUGCUCUGACUGGAUCAAAGUUCCACAUCGAGGCCGCUCAAGAUCCAGAUGAUGGCUCCAAUUCAGUCAAGCAGUACCGCCUCAGCCCAAACCAGCAUCUAACUCUAGACUCUGUUAAGCCCUUCUCUAAUAACAAGCACAUUGAGCUUAUUCUGAAAAAGCCCUUUGACCGGGAACAGAUGCCAUCUGAUCAGCUCAUCCUGACAGCAGUGGAUGGAGGCACCCCGCAGAGAAGCGGCGCAGCCAAAAUCAACGUACGCAUUCUUGAUGCAAACGACAAUGUGCCUGCUUUUGACAGCUCGGUGUACAAAGUAAAAGUGUCUGAAAACUCCCCAAAGGGUACCCUUGUGAUUCAAUUAAAUGCCACAGACCUCGACGAGGGCUCCAAUGGGGAGGUUUUUUACUCAUUCAGCAGUUACACUCCUGAACGGGUCAGACAGAUGUUUUCCAUGGAUCCAGACACAGGGAGGAUAACAGUGAAGAGCAAUAUAGACUACGAGGAGAUGAACUCAUAUGAAAUCUACAUUCAGGCGAUGGACAAGGGCCCUGCCGCCGUGGCAGUGCACUGUAAAGUAGUGGUCGAUGUUUUAGACGUUAAUGACAACGUCCCUGAAAUUGUCCUGUCAUCUGUCUCCAUUCCUCUACGUGAGGACGCCCGCGCAGACACCAUCGUUGCUAUGAUCAGCGUUAACGACCGAGAUUCGGGACCCAAUAAGCAAGUCAUGCUGGAGCUGAUGCCUCCGACGCCCUUCAAAAUCAAAUCCUUCCGCGCCCACUAUACUGUCGUCACCUCUGCAUUCCUGGAUCGUGAAACCGUCUCGAUCUACAACAUCACCGUACGUGCCGUAGAUGGAGGAACUCCCCCUCUGUCGUCACAGUUGACCUUUAAAGUAGAUGUUGCCGACGUCAACGACAACCCUCCUCGAUUCGAGCAGACCUCGUAUACUGUUUACAUCAGCGAGAACAAUGCGGUUGGUUCGCCGCUGUGUACCGUCAAAGCCACGGAUGCAGACGCAGCAGAAAAUGCACGCAUCACCUAUACUGUCCUCAAUGACAACAAUCACGGCAUCCCUGUGGCGAGCUACGUCGGCAUCAAAUCCCACACAGGUGAGGCCUACGCCCUGCGAACUUUUGACUUUGAAAAGCUGAGAGAGUUUCACUUUCAGGUGAAAGCGCAGGACAAUGGCAUGCCCCCGCUAAGCCGCGUGGCCACGGUGUAUGUUUAUAUUAUGGAUCAGAACGACCACGAGCCAAGGAUAGUGUACCCACCUGCCAACGGGAGCCGUACCACAGAGACAUUACUGAAAAAUGCUGAGCCUGGAGUAUUGGUAACAAAGGUGGUGGCGUGGGAUGGGGACGCAGGGCAGAACGCUUGGCUGCUGUAUACCUUUCAGCCGCCCGACGUGGAGUUUGACCUCUUCAAGGUGCACGAGCACACUGGUGAGAUCCGCACCACGAGGCGAGUCAUUGAGGAGAACUCUACGUCCUUUGCGCUGACUGUUCUGGUGCGUGAUAAUGGCCUGCCUCCGCUCUCAUCCACCGCAACUGUCCACGUGCAUGUGAUGGAGCUCAUGCCUAAAUUGACCCCUGACCCGAAGCGUAUCAUCAGGCCCGAAAGCCCCUUGAUGUUUUCCCAUGUCACUAUCUACCUCAUCAUCGCCCUGUGUGCCACCACCUUUGUGUUCUUGGUCACUGUCUGUGUGCUGGCCAUCGUGCGUUGCCAUGCCUACUGCACCCAGCCUGGUUCCUGCUCCCCAUGCUGUGUGUCCAAGAAGAAUCUGCCUGAGGCUAGCAGCACCGCAGCUGCCGGUGGAGUCGCAGGACGACCCGCAUCAGGGGGAAGCCAGCCAAGUGCCAACGUGGCCCUGCGCCGAGAUCUUAAAGUCGAACCGCAUUACAUUGAAGUGCGGGCCAAUGGGUCGGUCACCAAAACGUACUGUUACAAAACGUGCCUGACAGCGACUUCUGGAAGUGACACGUUUAUGUUCUACAACACGGGACGACCCCACAGUGGCACCUGGGGCUCGGGCUAUGUCACCAGCCACAGCGGACACAGCCAGAUAAUUGUUCGCCGUCUCAGUAUGCCAGAUGCGACUGCCAUUCAGCCUAAGGCGCCACAUUCUGACUGGAGAUAUUCAGCCUCCCUGAGAGCAGGUGGUGUCAUGCAGAGCUCAGUACAUAUGGAGGAGUCCUCAGUGAUGCAGGGAGCCCAAGGAGUUCUGGUCCAGAACUGGCCCACAGCAUCAAGCGCUGCUGAUGCUGAAGGGGGAGAGGUGUCGCCCCCAAUGGGUGCCGGAGUUGACAGCAACAGCUGGCACUUUCGCUAUGGCCCCGGGGGUCCCGGUGCACCCCCGCAGCACCUGAAGGCCGGCGAGGUUCCCCCAGAGGCGUUCAUCAUCCCUGGCUCCCCCGCCAUAAUUUCCAUCAGACAGAACCAGGGAGGAGACGACGAUAAGAGCGACUUUAUCACCUUCGGAAAGAAGGAGGAGGCCAAGAAGAAGAAAAAGAAGAAGAAGGACAAGAAGGACAAAAAGGAUAAAGGGAAAGAUGAUGACGAGUAAAGAAGCGAGAAGUGAAAAUUGGCAAAGAAAAAAAAAAGGGUGUUGUUAAAACAGAGGUACCAACCAAAGUCCACUGGGUUUAUUUUUAACCUGGCCUUUACCUUCAGUCACCUGCUGAGGUAAAUUAUUGAUCUUGCCUUGAUAAAUAAAAGAUUGAUUUUCAUCCAUGCCCCCAUGUGCCUACAACCCGGAGUCAACAACCAUGUGCGAAAAAAAAAAACAACACAGGACCAGUCUUUAUCCUCAUCCUAAUUGUUUUCCCUCCCCUCCUUUAACCCAUUGGGCAUGUUGGCACCUCUGUCUUACCCCCUUUCUCAACGAUGACGAAUCAUUCUAAGCGAGAGAGGACAAAUACUUUGUACAAGCUCUCUGCCAGCCAAGGAAAAGAAGUCAGAUGUGUGGAAUCUGGGGCUGGACAUACACAUAUAAAACACGUACACGCAACAUAUAUACAAACAACUUGUAAAUAGCACAGGGGAGUCACCGAAAGAAAGGCUAACAGUCACAACAAAACUGCUGCAGUCUCCUUCCUACCAACAGUGUUUUCCUGUGAUCUCAAAGAAUCCACAUGCAUGCAUGCUCACACAAACAUGCUAACACACACUUUGCCGUGUGGACACUGACAGCGCUUGAGAAAAAGCUGAACAAAAAAAAGACCACGGACGAGAAAAAUCAUGUGCUGAAAAGUAGCCACAGCAAGCUUUUAGUCACCUGUGGGGUAUCAACUCUCAGGAUGGAAGGAGCAUCCUCUUGCGAUCACUCUGAAUUUGCUUACUGCUUUUAAUGGACCAUGAGUGCUGCUGCUCCAGCUGGAAGCCCAAGGCAACGAGCGCAGCCAAGUUGGAGAGAUGGGGAAGAUACGUCACACUCUCCUGAAGAUCACCGAGGGGAAGAGUCCACCUAUCAAUCGGUGGACUCUGAAGCAAACAAGCAGAAUAUUAUUCAUAGAAGCUUGAGAUUUUGCUAACACCCCUUCUUAUGUCCCCAUGCUGCAGCGAAAGCUGAACGCUUUCUGCUUUGAAUGUUUGGUAGCAACCAGUCCUUACCUGAUACCUUUUCCACUUCUCACCUGCUUGUGCUCCCCCCCAUGCUACCACAAACUAUGUCCCCAACCCCACUGACUGCCUCUUCGCGUCAAGAUGAAGUAAACCUACUUUCCUUAAUUCUCUCAAGAGAUUCACAGUACAUGUUUUUGCCAUUUUAUGUAGAGACCACACCUACUCACCCACCUUCCCAUCCUCCUGCGAUUCUUGCAUGUCCGCCCCCUCAGACAUGACCCCUCACACCCUGCUCAGGACCCAUCCUGGGAAAAUGGCCUGCUCUGAACAUUGUGGUGUGCUGACAACAGCAUGGAGUAAUGUGGAUGUGGCCCAUCAGGGGGAAGAGGGGCGGCUGGCGUACACCUUGAAAUCUUGUCUCUCAAAGUGCAAAACGGUUCAGUGCUUUUAUCAUGUGAAUACUACACUAUGCUGUUCACUUCCUGUUUGUCGCUGCUGUUGUGAGACGGGAUGAGGUGGGAUGGAGAUAAGUCGCAGGGGCAAAGGACCGGAAAGGAAGCGAGGAGGCGGGUGCCUUGGGCUGGCCCUCCCCCCUUCAAGUUUGCAAAUAAAUUGAUUGUUUCUGAUCAUGGAGUCGCAUACUAUCUUAUAUGUAUGCUGUAAAUGUAGCGUUUGAUUGAUUGUCUCGACACUAGUAAUUGAGCCUGCUAAAAUUUUGGGAAAAUGGCAUCCGGGGCUUCCCUGUUAACAGCUAAAUCCCACCAAUCCUCUCAUGAAGCAAUGAGUAUGAGGCUGAAACAUGCUUCUAUGCUUCUGUUGGUCCCCCUCCCCUGCCUGUAACUCAUGACCCCCCCCCCCCCCCAAGUUUUGCGAUGUCACUCCAUUAAGUGGCUGCUGCAUGUACUGCUCUACGGAAACACAUACUAUAUAGAGAAAUAUAUAUAUAAAUAGAUAGCAGUGAUUUUAUUUUUUUUGACAUUAUUUCUUUUUCCUCGUCAUUACUCACACAGGAAAUAUUUGUAUGUACUUCUCUUGUCUCUGCCACACAUCUACGUAUUACAAUCGUCACACUCUGCAGAUGUGUUAUGGCUUCCACUAAACCUCUUUCAAUAUUUGUAAUGCUUAUAGUGUGAUUAUAUAUGUUUUUAUUGCAUUUU